This is a messenger RNA of Fragaria vesca subsp. vesca, 1674 nucleotides long. Its product is annotated as probable LRR receptor-like serine/threonine-protein kinase At4g08850-like. The record is from RefSeq and is a predicted model, not a curated record. Lineage: Eukaryota; Viridiplantae; Streptophyta; Magnoliopsida; Rosales; Rosaceae. The transcript is spliced from 3 exons. Bases 1 to 1674 code for a protein of 557 amino acids.
AUGUGCAAGAGUUUAACAAGUUUGUCCCUUCCAAAUAACCAUUUGACAGGCAAUGUAUCUGAAGUAUUUGGUGCCUAUCCAAAUCUUCGGUAUGUGGAUCUUAGCCACAACAACUUCUACGGGGAAAUUUCACCCAUGUGGGGACAAUGUCCUCAGUUAAGAACCCUGCGAAUCGCAGGAAACAUCCUUACUGGUAGCAUAUCACCUGAGCUUGGCAAUGCAACGCAGAUUCAUGUACUGGAUCUUUCUUCAAAUGGUUUAGUUGGGGUGAUUCCUAAUGAAAUUGGGAGAUUGACUGCUCUAUUGAAUCUCAGUUUGAGUGGUAAUCAACUUAGUGGUCGCAUACCCUUAGAGUUUGGUUCAUUGAAGGAUCUUGAAUAUCUUGACCUGUCCAACAACAAAUUCAAUGAGUCGAUUCCAAGCAUUUUGGCAGACUUUUCCGAAGUACAUUACUUGAAUUUGAGCAACAACAAAUUCAGCCAAGAAAUUCCAUUUCAAUUGGGGAAAUUAGUCCAUUUGUCCGAGCUAGACUUGAGUCAUAAUUCACUUGAAGGACUUCAGCCCUGCCCCUCCCUGGAAAAUAAGCAUGCCACAAAAAUGGAUCGAAAGCUCAUGUUUAUAAUUGUUUUCCCUGUUUUUGGGACACUUUUACUUUCACUUGCCUUCCUUGGAAUUGCCUUGGUUAGGAAAAGAAGAAACAAAAGGCAGGACACAGAGCAAAGCAAUGGGCAGUUGAAAGACGUUUUUUCCAUAUCUGAAUUUGAUGGAAGAAAAACUUAUGACGAAAUCAUCAAGGCAACGAAUGAUUUUGAUGACCUGUAUUCCAUUGGAAAGGGAGGAUCCGGAAGUGUCUACAAGGCAAAGCUGCUAUCAGGCAGAAUAGUUGCAGUGAAGAAACUCGAUCCAGUACUUGAGGGUGAGGAGUCGUCUCAGAAGGAAUUCCUUAACGAAAUAAGGGCGCUAAUAGAGAUACGGCACCGGAACAUUGUCAAACUUCGUGGUUUCUGUUCACACGCCCAUCACUCGUUUUUGGUCUAUGACUACCUAGAAAAGGGUAGCUUGGCUUCAAUGUUGAGCAAAGAAGACGAAGCUAACAAACUGGAUUGGAGCAUACGGGUGAGGAUAGUGAAAGGUGUAGGUCAUGCCCUGUCUUAUAUGCAUCAUGACUGCUCACCGCCUAUAGUGCAUCGAGACAUAUCAAGCAACAACAUUUUGCUCAAUCACGAAUAUGAGCCUUGUGUUUCAGACUUCGGCACUGCUAAGCUUCUAAAUGUAGACUCAUCAAAUUGGACUGCCCGUGCAGGCACAUACGGAUAUAUAGCACCAGAGCUGGCUUACACAAUGAAGGUAACUGAGAAAUGCGAUGUUUAUAGCUUUGGGGUGCUGGCACUGGAAGUGAUAAUGGGGAAGCAGCUGGGUGAAAUCAUCUCAUCCUUUUCGUCUCAAUCCGAUAACGAGGACAUUUUGCUGAAGGAUGUAUUGGACCAACGCCUCCCCGCUCCAACACCUCAUGUUCAGGCUGAAUUGGUAACCAUUGCAAGGCUGGCAAUUGCGUGCAAACAUCCCCAUCCACAAUCCAGGCCAACAAUGAACAUGGUUUCUCAGGUCUUAUCAUCCCAACCUGCAAAUUCCUCAGGACAAGCAGAGAUUACACUUGCGCAACUCAUUGGUUAA